This is a messenger RNA of Enterospora canceri, 513 nucleotides long. NCBI's taxonomy places the organism in Eukaryota, Fungi, Microsporidia, Enterocytozoonidae. The record is from the annotation of a GenBank genome assembly.
AUGGGCGACAGUAACAAAUCCAAUGAAAGCUGUGAAACAAUCACUGUUGAAAAUGUGAUGGAACCUGAACAAGUUGAAUUGAAAUGUGUCUCAGAACACGAAUCAAAUUCAUAUUCGGCAACUGAAUUUGACAAAGUAUUUAAUAUUGAUAAUACGACUGUUGUGGAAUCAUUUGAUACAAAGGGGGAUGUAUCAGGUGAUAAACCAGAAACAGUGAAGGAAUCAAUGGAUUUGAAUGGGGGCAACAAAUCCAUUGAUCAAAAUACAGAGUCAUCUUCAUAUGUUGGAUCAGAGAGAAUGUCUGGUGAGAAUGAAAUAAUCAAACAAUCAAAAGAGACUCAUAUCAAAACAUGGGCAGUAGAGAAUAAGACUAGGAAAAUAGUAAUUACUUCACCAGAUGGUAACAUAAUAUCAGAGAAUAUUUUGGAUAGAUCUCAGAGAGUACCACAUCCAGAAAAUAGGUCGUGGUUUAGAAGAUACUUUGGAUGCAUUUUAGGAGACUUCUGUGGAUAA